GUGAAUAGGGGGCAGUUCCCUGGGACUCACAGAAGCAAAGACACAAUCAGACAGAACUGUCAGCAGAGUCAUCUCAUUCCAACACUCUCUGUGCAGGUAUCAGUGAAUCCAUCUGGAUAUGUGGGCAAUCAAUCUUGUCUGGGUGGCCACUGCCCAUUGUCUCUUGCUUGCCUCCAGCAGUGCUCAUCCCACAUAUAGAGGCAGAUACAAGGCCUCUGUAUUUUCUGACCUUACCCCUCCUGAAAUGACCUCUGUCCGGAGCUUCUUGAUGGACCAGGAGAGUUUUCAUUUAGGAUCCACUGAGCAAACACUGAAACAAAAUACAAUCUUCAUGAUGGAGCUCAACAUGCCCAAAAAACAGCAAGUGCUCAGCUUUCUGGACCGAAAUGGUCCCAAACCUCUGAGAGAGGCCAAAGUGGUUAUCUACUUUGCAGACCAGCCUCAUCCCAAUGUCACAGAAUACAUUGUUGGCCCACUCCCCCACCCUUAUUAUUACAGGCCUAAUGUCUACAGGGGAAACAAAACAAUCAAGUUUGAGUCCCGGCCAGUCACCACCACAGAGUAUUAUUUUAUUCACCUGAAGAUGCUGGAGGUUAUGAAGGAAAUGAAUCACAUUCUACUGGAGACUUCUGGAUUUUCCUACUACAACUGCACCAAACGAUGCCUUUCUUUCACCGACAUUGCACCCCGAGGCCUUAAAUCCGGGGACCGUAGGUCAUGGUUAAUGAUAAACAAGUACGUGGAAGGGUAUUUUCUCCAUCCUAUAGGCAUUGAGAUCCUGCUCAAUCAUCGUUCCCUGGACCCCAAGGAGUGGGCAGUAGAAAAGAUUUGGUACAAUGGACAAUAUUUUGACAGUGUUGAGGAACUGGUUAGGAAAUAUGCAAGUAACCAAUUGUCCAAGCUCCGCCUGCCGGUGCAUAUGGACAGUGAUCCCUACUCCACAUUUAUACCCCGUGGGGAGUACAAGACCAAAUCAAAUGUACAUGGCCCAAAAGUGUGUGAGCCUCAGGGCAAACGCUACCGGGUCAUGGGUAACUAUGUGGAGUAUGCUGGUUGGAGCUUUGCUUUCCGUUCAAGUACAUCGGCCGGGAUGCAGCUCUAUGACAUACAGUAUAACAACGAACGCAUCGCCUAUGAGGUGAGCAUCCAAGAGGCUAUUGCUUUUUAUAGUGGGGUCACCCCCUCUGCAAUGCAGACCAAAUCUAUUGACUCUGGAUGGGGCAUGGGCACAGUUGACUAUGAGUUGGCCAAAGGCAUUGACUGCCCUGAGGUUGCCACUUACCAGGAUGUCCAUCACUUCUAUGACACAAACAAACCAGUACGUUAUAAGAAUGCCGUUUGCAUCUUUGAGCUCCCCACUGGAGUGCCCUUACGCCGUCACUUCGACAGUAACUACAAGGGGGGAUAUACCUUUUAUGGUGGCCUGGAAAACCAUGUCCUGGUGCUGAGAACCUCCUCUACAGUCUAUAACUAUGAUUACAUCUGGGACUUCAUCUUCUACCAGAAUGGGGUGAUGGAGGUUAAGGUUCACCCCACAGGCUACAUCCAGGCAACAUUCCUCACACCUAAUGGGGCCGUCUACGGCAGCAAAGUCAAUAAUAAUGUCCUGGGGAACCUACACACUCACUUAAUUCAUUAUAAGGUGGACCUGGACAUUGCAGGGACAGAGAACAGCUUUGAGACAGUGGGACUCAAGGCUGAGAACAUCUCCAACCCCUGGAGCCCCGGGGACUUUAUAUUCCAGCAUCGCUUGGAGCAUCGACUGAAAUUCACUGAGAGACACGCAGCCUUCAGAUUUGGCUCUCCCCUCCCCAAGUACUUAAUCUUCAUGAAUCCCAAUAAGAUGAACAAAUGGGGGCACCCAAAAAGCUACAGAAUCCAGUACAACUCCAAUGGUGACCAAAUACUGCCCAGACGCUGGAAGGAAGAGAAGGGAGUGUCCUGGUCCAGGUACAGCCUGGCAGUCACGCGCCACAGUAAUGCUGAACCCACCAGCAGCAGCAUCUACGCCCAGAAUGAUCCCUGGGACCCCUUUGUUUACUUUGAGAAUUUUAUUCGCAACAACGAAGACAUUGUCAACAAGGACCUGGUUGCCUGGGUGACGGUGGGUUUCCUACACAUCCCUCAUGCAGAAGACAUCCCCAACACAACAACCCCAGGAAAUGCCGUUGGGUUCCUACUGCGCCCCUUUAACUUCUUUGAUGAAGAUCCAUCAGUGGCUUCCAAGAGUCCAGUCAUUGUGAGACCAGCAGACGGUUCCUUCUCCAAAGUCAACAUCCAGCGCUGGACCCCAGAGGUCGUUGGCCAUUGUGUUUCUGAUGAGCCAUUCAGCUAUAAUGGCACCUACUUCUAAUGGGACAUCUGGGUUCCUAGGGACCAUAUUAUAAGGGGGGCAGAGAGCUGUGGCCUGAACUAUAUGACAUGAGAAGAGCGAGAGAUUAUAAACAAAAACAUUCCAGAAUGUGGGAAAUCUCCUGGUUGUGCACAGAGGCUUGGGAUACAGGGAUUACUCUUAUAUUGUCUGUCAGUCUGGCCAGACGUUCUGCUUAGUACAAAGCCCAUAGGGUGUUAUUGCUGUUCCACUGCACCCGUCUGUCUGUCCUGUCUGUGUGUGAUAAAUACAUCGCUUGUGUCUAAGCUGUGAUUGGAUACGGAGAGACACCAGAUUUAUUUUGUCCCCCAGCAGUGUGUCUGUCCAUCCUCAGAGAAGCUCAAAAUGACAGAAACAAAGGAAAUUGGAUAAAUAUUAGGGAAUGAAAUGAACAAAAUGAUUUGUAAUGAGUAAAGUUUCCCGUCUGACUCGGUGAUCCUUAUGUUCCAGUUCUUGUGUCUCUCUGGGGGGAGGGGAGGUCGGGGGGCUGCUAAUAUCAUGUUUCCCCCCAGUAGUGCCCAGUCCUGGGAUUUAUAGUCACUGAUACAGACGCUGCUCUGCACAAUUCUCUCCCCUCAUUUAUAUGUUACAGA
This is a messenger RNA of Xenopus laevis (African clawed frog), 2964 nucleotides long. It is a transcript of the gene aoc1.S, whose product is annotated as amine oxidase, copper containing 1 S homeolog. The transcript has 5 exons. Gene Ontology annotation, biological process: response to antibiotic; amine metabolic process. NCBI's taxonomy places the organism in Eukaryota, Metazoa, Chordata, Amphibia, Anura, Pipidae. Bases 119 to 2353 code for a protein of 744 amino acids. Gene Ontology annotation, cellular component: plasma membrane. Gene Ontology annotation, molecular function: copper ion binding; primary methylamine oxidase activity; oxidoreductase activity, acting on the CH-NH2 group of donors, oxygen as acceptor. The record is from RefSeq and is a predicted model, not a curated record.